Messenger RNA from Trametes versicolor FP-101664 SS1, 1206 nucleotides. RefSeq lists its product as uncharacterized. The transcript has 3 exons. The record is from RefSeq and is a predicted model, not a curated record. Bases 1 to 1080 code for a protein of 359 amino acids. NCBI's taxonomy places the organism in Eukaryota, Fungi, Basidiomycota, Agaricomycetes, Polyporales, Polyporaceae.
AUGGCGGACGCUGAGCAAGAUGGCUACGACCUCGAGACGCUGCAGGCGCAGAUCGACAUGUCCAUGGCGUUCACGCACAACAUCGUCUCGGGCUGGAUGAAGUCGUCCAAGACAAAACUCCCCUCGUCCUCCUCUAGGACAAACGACAAAGACCUCGAAGAAUAUAUGCGCAAGCCUGCGCGACUCGGCGUCGGCGCGGCCCCACCCGAGGCGACCGGCGUGCUCGGCCGCGAGACCGCGAAGCUGCGCAACAAGCUCACGGGCAAGGGCAAGAAGCGCGAGCGCGACGAAGCCGAGGAGGGAUCCGCGCGCACGGGCGCCCAGACCGCCGGCGGUGGCACCGCCGAGUCCGACGAGGACGAGGACAGCAGGGCGCGGGCGAUCACGAAGAAGGCGCGCGUCGACCCGUUUGCGGCGCGGGGCGACGGCAAGAAGAAGAAAAAGAAGAAGGACCCUGUGGCGGGCCCGGCCACUGCGGGUUCCACGCCUAAGGGACAGACCGCGGAGCCGCUCGCAGGGGAGGAUGUCGAGAUGGGUGAGGCGGAGGCGGAUCAGGCUGCUGCUGCUGGCGGAGCAAAAUCCCCGGAGAACGACGCUGCGCUGCCCGCGCUGUCGAAGAAGAAGAGGAAAAAGAAGCACAAGGCUGGCGCGGGGCACGAGGGGGCGCAGCAGCCCGGAAACCCACAAGCGCAACAUAACACGGCGGGGUCCCCGGUGCCUGUGAACAAGAAUGUCGCGAGUGAUCUGGAGCCGACAGAGGCCUCUGCGUCGUCGAAAUCGCAUACAGCUUCCGCUAAGAAAUCUUUACGUGAACCCCAAACCGAUGCUGAGCACGCGCUGCCUUCUGCGCAAUCCACCACGCCCGUCAAUGCCGCCGAACCUGCUGUGCGCCAGGACUUACUGGUUGGACCUUUGUUGAACCUCUCAGGGCCUCCGCCAAUACACGACACUCAGGACGUCGGCUCUCCGAAGAAGAAGCGCAAACGAAAGAAGAAAAAGAAGAAAACGGUCGGGCAGCCAGCGGCUGAUAUGGAUGCAGUGCACGAAGACGGUGAAGCAGAGGGAAGCGACGACGACUGAAGACACUUCACGACGCUCUUGCAUCGUGUUCAUGUUUACAAUUGGAUUAACCGUAGCGAUCGACCCUCUGCCCCCGUGUAUGCACAACUUUGUCUUGUUAUUCGUAUGUCACCGAACAGCAUGAAC